GGGCGCCCGGGCCGGCGGCGGCGGCGCCCAUGGACGCUAACCGCCCGGGCGCGUUCGUGCUGAGCAGCGCGCCGCUGGCCGCGCUGCACAACAUGGCCGAGAUGAAGACGUCGCUGUUCCCGUACGCGCUGCAAGGUCCGGCCGGCUUCAAGGCGCCCGCGCUGGGCGGCCUGGGCGCGCAGCUGCCUCUCGGCACCCCGCACGGCAUCAGCGACAUCCUGGGGCGGCCCGUGGGCGCGGCGGGAGGCGGCCUCCUGGGCGGCCUGCCACGUCUCAACGGGCUCGCCUCGUCGGCCGGCGUCUACUUCGGGCCCGCAGCCGCCGUGGCGCGCGGCUACCCCAAGCCGCUGGCCGAGCUGCCGGGGCGCCCGCCCAUCUUCUGGCCUGGCGUGGUGCAGGGCUCACCCUGGAGGGACCCGCGCCUGGCCGGCCCGGCCCAGGCCGGCGGAGUCCUGGACAAGGACGGCAAGAAGAAGCACUCAAGGCCGACCUUCUCGGGCCAGCAGAUCUUCGCGCUGGAGAAGACCUUCGAACAGACCAAAUACCUGGCGGGCCCGGAGCGCGCGCGCCUCGCCUACUCCCUGGGCAUGACCGAAAGCCAAGUCAAGGUGUGGUUCCAGAACCGCCGGACCAAGUGGCGCAAGCGGCACGCGGCGGAGAUGGCGUCGGCAAAGAAGAAGCAGGACUCGGACGCCGAGAAGCUGAAGGCGGGCGGCUCCGACGCGGAGGACGACGACGAGUACAACCGGCCCCUGGACCCCAACUCGGACGACGAGAAGAUCACGCGGCUGCUCAAGAAGCACAAACCCUCGAACUUGGCGCUAGUCAGCCCGUGCGGCGGCGGCGCGGCGGACGCCUUGUGAGGCCGCGCGCAACGCCGGAGCGACCCGGGUUGGGGCGCGACCGGCGCCCCCCAGCCGGAUGUGUAUAUAUAUUUUUACAGAAUAAGUUAUAAAGCGGCCCGGCGUGGGCUCGUCCUGGGCGAAUCACUUUGUAUCAUCAAUAAAUUAUUUAACACGUC
Rhinolophus ferrumequinum (greater horseshoe bat) is the source of this 1021-nucleotide messenger RNA. RefSeq names its product NK6 homeobox 2 (gene NKX6-2). NCBI's taxonomy places the organism in Eukaryota, Metazoa, Chordata, Mammalia, Chiroptera, Rhinolophidae. Gene Ontology annotation, biological process: cell differentiation; regulation of transcription by RNA polymerase II. The record is from RefSeq and is a predicted model, not a curated record. The transcript has 3 exons. Gene Ontology annotation, molecular function: RNA polymerase II cis-regulatory region sequence-specific DNA binding; DNA-binding transcription factor activity, RNA polymerase II-specific. Bases 30 to 863 code for a protein of 277 amino acids. Gene Ontology annotation, cellular component: nucleus.